Rhizopus microsporus ATCC 52813 is the source of this 1811-nucleotide messenger RNA. RefSeq lists its product as uncharacterized. Gene Ontology annotation, biological process: attachment of GPI anchor to protein. Bases 20 to 1591 code for a protein of 523 amino acids. The transcript is spliced from 10 exons. The record is from RefSeq and is a predicted model, not a curated record. Gene Ontology annotation, cellular component: GPI-anchor transamidase complex. Lineage: Eukaryota; Fungi; Mucoromycota; Mucoromycetes; Mucorales; Rhizopodaceae.
CUUUAACUUUUUCAAAAAUAUGAAUGACGAAAAAGCGAAAAAGUCUAGGCUUAUUGUACUUUCCUUUUGGAUCGUCGUUUUAAUAGGCCUUCCAUUUUGGUGGAAGACGACAGAAGUGUAUAGAGCCAAUCUUCCCUUUUCAGAAAUAGAUGCUUGGUAUAGUCAACAGGCAUGCGACUUUGUGGUGCCAACACGAUUCAAUAUUUAUAUUCCCUCUCAACUUGAGAAAGCCUAUUUUUCCACACAAAUACAAGAGAGAAUCUUGGAUAGAGUGCAAUACAAGCAGAACUUUCCCAUUCAUAUUAAUAUUUAUGAUUCUGAGAAGGAUCGCUAUGAUAAUAGGACAGCGGUUGGUAAUUACUUGAUUUAUAUCAAUCAAAGCGACAAAGAAAGACUUUAUGUUGGUAGUGAGAGAGUGAGCUAUUUGGAUUUGGUGGAUAUAAGCGCAGACUCAAUUGUGAAUGCAUUAGAAAGUGUGAUACCUCCCAUUUAUUUAAGCGACAAUGACAACUUACAAAGGAUAGCCUGCCAUGGUCAAGAAAAAAAGAAUGAUGUGUCAAGCAUGAGGACGUUAAAGUAUGCCCCAGAAUAUGAGAUCACGGUCAGUUUAUUGAACAAUAACCCAGAGAACAUGAAGAUGGAUUGGGAAAUACGUGAAGCACUGAAUGGAUAUUUAAAUCCUUUUUUACAGCAAAUAUCAGAAUUGUCCAACUUUAGCAUCAAUUCACAAAUCCAAAAUUAUGCACCACUUUCACUAAAACCCAAAUACAAGGAGAGAAUUGGAAAACCAAGCUAUUAUUAUUUUGAGCCUCAGCAUUUACCUCAUUUUGUUAAUUCAGCAGAAUGGAACUUGGCAUCAACUGUGACAUCAUCUCCUAAUAUCAACUUUAUUUUAUAUAUUCCUUCACAAGAAGAGGCCCCGCUACGUAUACAUGACACCAAAGGUCAGCCAUUACUUACAAAUUCAUUUUUGAUUCCUCGCUGGGGCGGCAUUGUCAUCAAGAACCCACCCAGAUCAGCAGUAGGCAGCUACAAACUGACUAGAACAGAUCUUCAACCGAUUAUCAAGACUUUUUUAUCACAGCUUCGAGGCUUGAUUGGUGUCAAGGACCUGGAUACGCUCGGAAAGUCAAUUAGCUUUCCUGUUGAAUUUGAAGCGGCCAAGAGAACAGGCAUUACAGCACUUGAGAAAGAUAAUUUAAUACGUACAAGAACCCUCGAAAAUGUUGCCAAUACGAUAUCUACUUUGAAAUCGCUUGGUCAGCUUGUGGAUGAGAUACCCAACAUGGUAGUUCAAGAUCACAUCAGCAGUAAAGUGCAGCAGUCCUUGAACUGUCUUGAUGCCGUACGUCAAUCACUGGAGCACGAGGAUUUUAUGGGCGCAUUGAGGCAUUCAAUCGAAGCUAUCGAGUUGGCAGAAAAGGCAUUUUUCGACCCAACGAUGGUGUCUAUGCUCUACUUUCCGGAUGAACACAAGUAUGCGAUUUAUAUGCCACUGUUUGUGCCUACAUCUGUUCCUUUGAUAUCAGCCUUGAUAAAAGAAAUCAAGAAAUUAAAGAAGAAGAAGGCUGAAAAAGUAAAAGAAGAAUAACGCAUCUUGCAUCUUGCAUCUAAAAAAUAAAAAAGGAGUUAGUCUAAACCAUGUCCUCCCUCUUUUAUUAUUUUUAGACACAUUCUUGACUUGAACUAAAGAUAGCUUAAACCUUAGAAUUUAUAGACUAGCCAGUAUUUCUCGUGCAUCCAUUCAUAACAUUUUAAAUGUCCUAUUUAUCAUAAAUAUUAAUAAUAUAUACAACUGUAUCGCACAAGAG